Molecule: messenger RNA, 3772 nt
Organism: Musa acuminata AAA Group (dessert banana)
Lineage: Eukaryota; Viridiplantae; Streptophyta; Magnoliopsida; Zingiberales; Musaceae
Product: leucine-rich repeat receptor protein kinase HPCA1
Exons: 20
Coding region: 765-3647 (960 amino acids)
Biological process (GO): protein phosphorylation
Molecular function (GO): ATP binding; protein kinase activity; protein binding
Source: RefSeq, a predicted model, not a curated record
UGGAUCUUUAUGAAGAGAAAAAGAUGAUUUAUCCCUCCCUGGGCAUCGUCCCUGCUCACAUAAUCCAACGACAGCAUCACCUUUGCCCAACCACACAUAAAAGCUCUAUCGAUCGGCCUGCGUGGAAGCCGUGUUUGACCUGUCUUCCCUGUCCUGGAGACCAGUGCUUUUCGCACCAUGGUCGUAUCCGAGCCAGCAUCGGCAGCAUUUCAUGAUGGUGUAUGCAUCUAAACCACAUCUUUCUCUCAUGGCUGGUCGGGCCCCACUGGUCCGUGAGAUCUUUGCCCUCCCCACCUACACGCAAUAAAUGGCUUCAACUACAUAGCAUGAAACCGUCUUCAGCUUGUUGUGUCACGUACGGUGCACAGGCUUGUAUCAAGUUGAGCUCGGAAAGUUCGGUGGGGGGGUCUUCGAUCGAGUGCGGAAGAGAGUGGAAGGGAAGGCAUGGCAUGGAGAGGGUCCACAACCCACACAACCAACCUUCCAACUAGCAACAGUUGCAGCCGAAGCCGAUGCCACCUUAAAGCUUGCGUUGGAUGUUCUGUGGAGUCAUCGGAAUCUUUUGCUUGUUGACAUCAAUCAUAGUGCCGACAUCCUUUCGCCUUCGACCCCAGCGAGAGUCUUCCAAGAUCCAAACAAAACCAGAACUUGGUGUGGAGAAAUGACGAGGUGAACCAUGGCAGGAAGCAGCUGCUUCUAAUACUCGACCAGCGUGCCCUGCAGCGGGUGGAGAGCUUCAUCGCUUCUCUAGGCCGCGCACUGAGAUGGGGACUCUCGUCUUCCUCCUGUUCGUGUUCCUGGCGAGUCUUCAAACCAGUUCAGGAAGCACAGAUGCCCAAGAUGCUGCUGCUCUACUUUCGCUGAUGACGCAGUGGCAGAACACACCUCCAAGCUGGGGGAAGACGGACGAUCCUUGCGGAACACCAUGGGAAGGAGUCCGGUGCAGCAAUUCCCGAGUGACAAGCCUGACGCUGUCAACCAUGGGUAUCAAAGGUACACUAGGAGACGACAUCGGGCAGCUCAGUGAAUUGAAGAUCUUGGAUCUGUCCUACAACACGAUGCUUGGCGGAACGCUCACUCCAAAUAUUGGGAACCUGAUGGAACUCACCAUUCUGAUCUUGGUGGGAUGCAGCUUCAACGGGAACAUCCCAGACGAACUAGGAUCGCUAGGAAACCUCUCUUACUUGGCUUUGAACUCGAACCAGUUCACCGGUAGCAUCCCAGCUUCCCUGGGCAAGCUUUCCAAUCUGAACUGGUUCGAUAUCGCAGACAAUCAGUUGACGGGGCCUCUUCCGAUCUCCACCGAAACAUCACCAGGCUUGGACCAGCUCGUCCGCACGCAGCAUUUCCACUUCAACAAGAACCAAUUAUCAGGUCCCAUCCCAGAAAAACUCUUCAGUUCUGACAUGACAUUGUUACAUGUGCUUUUCGACGGCAACAACUUCACCGGAAAAAUUCCAGAUUCCAUAGGCCUCGUUCAGAAAAUUCAGGUCCUUCGAUUGGACAGGAAUGCUCUAAGCGGUCCGGUCCCUUCCAACAUUAACAAUCUUACCCACGUCAAGGAACUAAACCUAGCAAAUAACAGGUUGACAGGUAUGAUGCCAAAUCUGACUGGCAUGAAUAGCCUCAACUAUGUGGAUUUGAGCAACAACACAUUCGACGCAUCAGAAACCCCAGCCUGGUUCUCGGAACUGCAAUCUCUGAGAGCUCUAGUGAUAGAAUCUGGAGGACUUUAUGGAGAGGUACCGAAAGAGCUGUUCAGCUUCACUCAACUGCAGCAAGUGAUACUUGAUAACAAUGAAUUCAACGGAACCCUUGACAUGGGCAAUAGCAUCAGCCAGCAAUUACAAAUCGUAAAUUUCAAAAAUAAUAAGCUUACAGGAGUUGCACAUGACGCCAGUUAUGAUAGAACUCUCAUUCUCAUAGGAAAUCCUCUAUGCGAUUGGCUCUCCAUGACAAAAUUUUGCAGUCUUCGACAAGAGCCAGCAAUUCCUUCUUAUUCAACCAGUCUUGCCGAAUGUGCAGCGAACUUGUGUCCCCCAGAUCAGAGUCUCAACCCACAAAAUUGCAAAUGCGUCUACCCAUAUGAGGGAGUGAUGUUUUUCAGAGCACCUCUAUUCCGAGAUGUGACAAACAGCACACUGUUCCAAUCAUUGGAGAGCAGCCUGUGGAAAAAACUUGACCUUCCUCCUGGAUCAGUGUUUCUUCAAAACCCCUUUUUCAACAAUGACUCUUACCUGCAGGUACAAGUUAAAUUUUUCCCAUCCAGCGGAAUGUACUUCAACAGGUCUGAAAUUCUACAGAUUGGAUUCAAAUUGAGCAAUCAAAUAUACAAGCCGCCUGAAAUUUUCGGACCUUACUAUUUCAAAGCAUUCCAAUAUCCUUUCCCAGGCGUUGAAGGAAAAUCUCCAAUAGCUAUUGGCUUGAUCAUUGGAAUAGCAGUUGGUUGUGCACUUCUGGUUAUUGGACUUCUUCUCAUAACAAUCUAUGCCUUGAGACAAAGGAAACAGGCUCAAAGGGCCAUAAAACUAAGCAAACCAUUUGCAUCGUGGGCACACAGUGGUGAUGAAAUUGUUGAUGCACCACAAUUGAAGGGAGCAAGAUGGUUUUCGUACGAUGAACUUAGAAGAUGUACCGAUAACUUUUCAGUGUCUAAUGAAAUUGGGUCUGGAGGGUAUGGAAAGGUCUACAAGGGAAUGCUUCCAGGAGGGCAAGUAGUUGCAAUCAAGAGGGCACAGCAAGGAUCAAUGCAAGGUGGGCAUGAAUUCAAGACUGAAAUUGAGUUGCUAUCCAGGGUUCAUCACAAAAACCUGGUGGCUCUAGUGGGCUUCUGCUUUGACGAAGGGGAGCAGAUGUUGGUAUAUGAAUUCAUUCCAAAUGGAACAUUAAGAGAAGGCCUCUCUGGAAAGAGUGGGAUACUACUUGACUGGAGGAGGAGACUUCGAAUCGCACUGGGUUCAGCAAGAGGAUUGGCUUAUCUUCAUGAGCUUGCUGAUCCUCCAAUCAUCCACAGGGAUGUUAAGUCAAGUAACAUCCUACUGGAUGAAAAGUUGAAUGCAAAGGUUGCAGAUUUUGGUCUCUCAAAGCUAGUAUCAGACAACGAGAAGGGGCAUAUUUCUACUCAAGUAAAAGGAACAAUGGGUUAUCUUGAUCCAGAAUACUACUUGACACAACAGUUGAGUGACAAAAGUGAUGUUUAUAGCUUUGGAGUGGUUAUGUUAGAACUGAUGACUGCUAAACAACCACUUGAGAAAGGAAAGUACAUUGUCCGUGAGGUGAAGAUGGCGAUAGAUGCAGAUGAUGAAGAAUUCUAUGGUUUAAAAGAGUUGAUGGAUCAUGCAAUCCAAAACGCAGCUUAUCUCAUAGCUUUCAGGAAGUUUGCAGAGUUGGCCUUGAGGUGUUUAGAAGAGUCAGCUGGAGAUCGUCCAUCAAUGAGUGAUGUUGUGAAGGAAAUCGAGAUAAUGUUGAAUGCUGAUGGUCUAAGUACAAACUCAAAUUCAGCAUCUUCAUCUGCCACAGAUUUUGGAUAUGCAAAAGGCGUUCCGAAACAUCCUUACGAUUCUCAUUCUAGAAAGGAUGUUAGCAGCAGCAAUUCUUUUGAAUACAGUGGUGGAUACACAUUCUCAACAAAACCUGAACCCAAAUAACAAGGGAUCUCCAUUUCCAAUUAUCUUUUUUAUUUUUGUAUUUGGACAGUACAUAUUCCUCGAAGUGUCAAUGCAUUGCAGAACUACAGAAAAAGAAAAUUCUCAGCCUGCAGGUAACAUUCCAA